CCCCCCUCUCUCUCCUCGUUGUUACUUACUUUUGUAUCAAUUUCACACACCCAUCAAAACCCUGCGUUAUUAGCCUCAUCUCUUUUUACAUUUCUCGCUUAGAUCGCUGACCGAAAAAGGAUAACCAUCCAUGCCGAGUCGACUCGGACCCAUCCCAGCUCAGGACAUCGCCACCUCGUCCCCUGACUCGGUAAUGAGUCUCAGUUGAUCAUCGAGUUCGAUCCUUACUGACCCAGGGUUUUUUGAUCUGGGCUUGUUGAAUUUGGGAUAAAGCAAGUGUUUUUUAAUCUGGGUUUGUUCAAUUUGUGAUGGGUGAGGAGACAUCUGAUACUAUGAACCUUGACUUGAACCUGGGUCCUGUUCCCGAGCCACCAUCAGACUCGGUAUCAAAUGAAUUUGUAAAUUUGGAUCAUUUGAUUGAUCAUCCUUCCCAUAGUCUUAGGGAAGCUAUUAGGUUUAGAGCUCGACAGCGAUGGAGGAGAUGGCGACAGAUUCCAAUUCCACCUGAAGCUCAGAACAUAUCAAUGGAAUUGAACGAAUUGAUGGUCAAUUCUGGUGAUACGAGUACAUUGCAGACAGGUGAGGGUAGUGUUCCAGCUGAGGAAAGAAUGAAUGAGGUUCCCAAAACAUGUGAAAAUAACAAUGGAGGUUUGGAGGACGAGACUUCAGUGAAAAAUGAUGAUGUUGAAAAGGGUAGUGGCAAUGAUGGGAGCUUUUUCGAUUGCAAUAUAUGUUUGGACUUGUCUAGGGACCCUGUUGUGACUUGUUGUGGCCACUUGUUUUGUUGGCCUUGUCUCUACCGAUGGUUGCAUCUCCAUUCAGAUGCAGGGGAAUGUCCAGUGUGUAAGGGAGAGGUGCAACACAAAACUGUGACCCCAAUUUAUGGUCGUGGGAACCCUGUUCGUGAGCCCGAGGAGGACUCAGGUCUGAAGAUCCCUGGUAGGCCCCAGGGACACAGGGUUGAGAGUUUGAGGCAAUCAAUUCAGAGAACUCCGUAUACUUUCCCUGUGGAGGAGAUGAUCCGUCGCCUUGGAACUAGGUUUGAUUUGACUAGGGACUUUAUACCGCCACAGGAGCCUGACAGUACACGCGAAACAGUAGAGAGAACUAAUUCCUUGUUGAAUCGGAUUCUGAAUUCUCGUGCACGGAGAGAGCAAAAUCAAGUGGCUUCCCCUGAUGAUGUUGUGGAUUUAACAAGCGACGUGAGUAGCCCUGAGACAGGAGAAAAUCGCCGGCUGCAGGCCCUUUAUCUUCGAAGGACACAAGCUCAUAGAACAACACUUUCUUCUCUUUCAUCUGCAUUGAGUUCUGCUGAAAGGUUUGUUGAGUCAUAUUUUCGCAACCAUCCUGGAGGUAGAAGUCAAGAGCCACCUCAACCAGUUGAUGAUAGAGAUUCAUUCUCAAGUAUUGCUGCUGUUAUAAAUUCGGAAAGUCAGGUGGACACUGCUAUGGAAAUAGAUUCUAUGGUGUCCCUUUCAACAUCAUCUUCCCGAAGAAGGAAUGAUGCUUCAAGGAGUUCAGAUGUAGACAGUGGAGAUUCUCGUGCACCUAGAAGAAGAAGGCUGAAUUAAAAAGGGUUUCCUCAGUCCUAAUAUUUAAAUAUCCUGCUGCCACUCCGAGAAGAUACUUUAACAGCUGUGCAAAUGCUCCUUGCCUUAUUAUUGCUUUCGCUCUACAAUGUAUUCACCUUGCUACUAUCCCGUCAACUAUCAUGAGGUGAUCAUAAAACUCUGCAGCUUUUGCUGCUUAAAAUGUCUUGCUUGAAAUAUUAUCUUUCUCCUUCAA
Quercus robur (English oak) is the source of this 1785-nucleotide messenger RNA. RefSeq lists its product as uncharacterized. Gene Ontology annotation, biological process: ubiquitin-dependent protein catabolic process. NCBI's taxonomy places the organism in Eukaryota, Viridiplantae, Streptophyta, Magnoliopsida, Fagales, Fagaceae. Gene Ontology annotation, cellular component: endoplasmic reticulum. The record is from RefSeq and is a predicted model, not a curated record. Gene Ontology annotation, molecular function: ubiquitin-like protein conjugating enzyme binding; ubiquitin protein ligase activity. The transcript is spliced from 2 exons. Bases 309 to 1571 code for a protein of 420 amino acids.